This is a messenger RNA of Aedes albopictus (Asian tiger mosquito), 2767 nucleotides long. RefSeq lists its product as uncharacterized. NCBI's taxonomy places the organism in Eukaryota, Metazoa, Arthropoda, Insecta, Diptera, Culicidae. The coding region runs from base 73 to 1428 and encodes 451 amino acids. The record is from RefSeq and is a predicted model, not a curated record. The transcript has 2 exons.
CAAAUUUUGAAACCAAGUGAUAUUUUUGCAGUUCGAUUUAUUUUGUGUUUUUGUUUUAUUUUUCAAUAAAGAAUGUCGGUGUCUACAACCAUUGAGCCAUACCUGCCGAAUUCAAUUCCUUUUGCGCAAUACGUUGAGCAGCUUGAAUACGUGUUCCUCAAUAACAAUGUACCAGAAGAGCGCUACAAGACAUCUUUUCUAGCCGUGUGUGGCGUAACGGUAUUUUCUGAAAUCAAAAAGCUUUUUCCCGGUCAGGACGUUAAAACCCUAUCUUACCAGCAGAUUACGGAACAACUUAAAAAGAGAUUUGACAAGUGUGAUUCGGAAGUGAUCAAUAGUUACAAGUUUUGGAGCAGAAGGCAGGGUCGAAAUGAAAAAUCGGAGGAUUUUGUGAUAGCGGUAAAGGUUCUAGCAGAACAAUGUGGGUUCGGUACCUUUAAAGAUAGGGCCAUUCGUGAUCUUUUGGUGAUAGGCGUAUAUAACCGUGAGAUUCAGAAGCGUUUGUGCGAUGAGGAUGAUCUAACUGCUGCUAGGGCGGAAAAACUUAUAAUGAAUCACGAAAUUUCUAACAUAAGAACGAGUGUUCUGAAGGAUGAUGAAGAUCAUAAUACUUCGAUAGUCGCUCGUUUGGGUAGGAAGGAAGUUCGCUCUAGUUCAAAACAUAGGUAUCGCGGUAGAAAUAAAAGCGGUAAUCGUAGUGUUUCAUUUUCACCUAGGCAUAAACAAGGAAGAUAUGGGGACCGGAGAUAUGAUUCAGAAAAACCGACAUAUUUUUGCUCUUUCUGUAAGAAAAGCGGCCACACACGCAAGUUUUGCUAUAAGUUACAUGGUAGAGGACAGCAUCAAGCAGAGGUCAAGUUCAUAGGAUCUCCGAAGAAAACCUCUAGCAGUAGCAAAAGUGGGGGAUCAAAUUUUAAAAGACCUUGUUAUACGGAUGAUGAAGACGAAGAGGAUUUACCCUGCAUGAUGAUUUCCUCGAUCAAUCGCAUAAACGAAGCCUGUCAUGUAAAGGUGUUAGUGGAGAAACAUACUUUGACAAUGGAGAUUGAUUGUGGAUCUGCAGAGACCGUCAUUUCUGAAGAACUUUUUCUGAGAAAUUUUGGACAGAGACAGCUUUUACCUUGUAACAAGAAACUGGCAGUAAUUGAUGGCAAGAGAUUGAAGGUAUUAGGAAAAAUAAGUGUCUCAGUUCAACUCAAAGGCAAAUUGCAGCAGCUUCACAUGAUUGUGCUUCGUUGUGACAACGAUUUUACUCCUUUGAUGGGCCGCACCUGGUUGGACUGCUUCUAUGCAGGAUGGAGAAAUGUUUUUUCAAAUCCGGGGACUAAGGACGAGAGCAUUAACAAGCUCGACGAGGAAAAUGUGGUCGAUCAGUUGAAAAAUAUCGCUCGGAGGAAGGUUGAUUACUGCGCACAAACGACAGAUUAAGAUUUCCGACGAUCACAGCCGCAAAACUAGCUCACAUUUUGUAAUACGCGGCGAGAGUGCGCUGGUCAACCCCAGAAAGCGAAGGAGAGAACCGGAUGUCGGAGAGGAGGCCUCCUCCGAUCAAGAGCCUGAUUUUUACGGUUUUCCCGCAGAAUCAUUUAUUUUUAGAGAAGAUUCUCCGAUCGGAGAUCAAAUAGAUAGGCGUGAAAUUAACCAAGAAAUGAAACAAAUUCGAAAAUCAAAUCGAAAUGCUAAGAAAAAACGUAAAGGUGAUUUCCUAUAUUAUUAAGUAUAUUUUAUAAAUCUAAAUGUAUCAAAAUGUUAAAGGAUUUUGAUUUCGAAUGUUUAUUAAAAAUUGAAUUAGAUUUCGUUCUUAAAGGAAGGAGGAGUUGUUGUGUUAGUGCACGUUCAGAAGAGAGCCUCUCGUUCGAGAGAGAAAAAGGGAAAUUGAAUGCUGUGACAUGAAAGCGAUCGAAGAAUAAAUCAGAACUUGUUUGUACAUCAGUCGAAUCAGUCGUGUUUAGACUAACGUCCAUCUUUAUCCGAAACCUUACCGUUCCGUUUAAGAAUAAGUUAGGACGUUCCUCCGCUUCGUCUCUGUCCGCCUUUUGUAGUUAUAUCGUACGCGAGUAGCGGAAGUACUUUAUAAUACCGUUCAGCUCCGCUAGUUCAUACUUCAUUUCCCUAACUGAAUUCUUACCAGAAACCUGCCCUGAGGUUAGGAUUUCUUGCCGGGCACAGUAACAGACAAGUGGUCCUCUACGGAGGUGGCGCUUAAGCCACUUGUUGGAAAAUUCCAGGGUUAAAGGUCGUAAGAAUCUAAUCAAAUAGCUGAUGCUACAAAUUGGCGCCCAACGUUUAAAAGGCCUUUUCAGAUUAAUAUUUUUUUGUGGAUUGAUUAUAACUGAAGUUCUUGCAUUGUAAAAUAAAACACGAAUGUUAAAUUUGUGUAUUUGAUUGUUCUUGGUGUAUGCGUCUUAGGUAAUAGAAGAAUAUUAUAUGAUAUAAUUGUUGAAUUUUCCUUUUCUGCAUCUUUAUAACUUACAUUAUCUUAUUAUUUUUUAUACAUAUCCUUUAUUGAAAUAUCUAGUUAGUUGAAAUUAUUGAAUUUUUAAUUGAAUUUGUUUAAUGAACUGAGUGAGUGAAUGAAUUGGUAGAUCGUUUUUUUUUUUUUUUUGAACAAUAUCCUUUUCUAUCUUUAUAUAUUAUACGGAGCAAUGGUUAUUACAUACCCAUACGCGGACCACCUUACAGUGGAAGAAGUAGAUUAUGAACUGGAAUUGAGGAAUUAUGAUGUUGGUAAAGAUUUGUCGUCAAAGCUUAGAUUACUCCGAAGACU